Oncorhynchus mykiss (rainbow trout) is the source of this 2065-nucleotide messenger RNA. NCBI's taxonomy places the organism in Eukaryota, Metazoa, Chordata, Actinopteri, Salmoniformes, Salmonidae. The record is from RefSeq and is a predicted model, not a curated record.
GUUCAAGGGGGCCGAAUACUUUUGCAAGGCACUGUAUUUCAAGUCAAGCAUCAGCCUCCCCCUGCCCGGAUGUGCUCAUCACCCUGCUCACCAUGGGGGCCAGCGGCUACAGGAAAAAGUCUGGAGACAUUGAUGUGGUAAAUCAAGUGACGGGAGAUCGCUGCCAUUUGAAGUUUGCUCCUUACAGCUACUUCUCUAGAGAUGUGGCCAGGAAGGUGAUGGAUAAGGAUGGGAAGGCGCACUAUGUGCUGCCGGGGACCUGGGAUGAGAAGAUGGAGUUCCCCAGGGUCAUGCAGAGCAGCAAGGGAGAGAACGGCACCCAGGGCCAACAGAAGACUGUCUACCAGACGCUCAAGGGCAGGGAGCUGUGGUGGAAAAACCCUCUACCGGGGUUACAUUUGCAUUUAAUGUUGGAAGGCGUGGCGCCCACGGACAGCUGUCGACGACCCGACCAGAGGCUUAUGGAGGUGGGCCAGUGGGACGAGGCCAACGUAGAGAAACAGAGGCUGGAGGAGAAGCAGCAUAGUGUCCGCCGUGAGAGGGAACGGGAGGCCGCCAGCCAGCGUACAGCCAGCGAGUCAGAGGAAGCUGUCGAUGAGGACUGUUUUACUGACCCUUCUCUGAAAAGCACUCGCCAAGAUAACUACACGGUGCAGUGAUUUAAACGCUGCGACGACCCUACUCACAUAAGGGAGGCUACUGGGAGGCUAAGGAGAAAGGCAGCUGGUAGUCCUGUCCCGAAAUAUACUGACCUCAUAAUGGCUGUCUUUGACUAGAAAGUUUCCCAGGACGUAACCUACUUCAUUGGACCCUACCAAUGAACAGUUACACUCCUCCCAUUGUGUGGAUGUUUCACUCCACUGGCUCUCUGUUCUAAGAGAUCUAGAUGCUGCAGUCUGAUCCAAUGGGUGAACGGGGUAUUCCUAAGACUUGGUUGCAUUUUAGUCCCUAGCCCCUCUUUCCUCAGCUUCUACCCCGUCAGUGUUCACAGAUCUGAAGGGUAUCCUAGGUGAAGGCAAUUUGGCACAAACCUCACUCCUAUAAGAGGGCUAGGUGGAGCCUUCAUCACACUGUGUACUCCUUCACAUUUGCAAAAAGUCAUAGGGUGUGAGGAAAAGGGACAUGAAAUGAAACUGGGCAUACGUUUUGAAUAAAAGUAAUCUCUCUCCUCUGUCUUUGGCAUUAGUGGCGUGGGCCCAGAGCAGAUGAGGUUAGAUAACAGUUACACCUCUACCUACCAUAUUGUUCUUAUAUCCCUCUCUGUGAAGCUAUAUACUAAUGUUCCUCUCUUCAUCAAGAGCCUUGUGGUUGGGGGUAAACUUUUUUUUAUUAAAUGGAAUGAAACUCGGUUAAUAUAAUUAGUCAUUGAAACGAUGAUUGGUGGCCUUCAAGAAGUUGGAGAAGGUUUCUCAUUUUUAAUUUUCUGUUGAUUAGUGUAUUUAACAAAUGAACUAAAGGUUUGGGGGUUUCUGCUAGUAUGAUUGUAUUUGUUCAUCCAUCGGAAGCUUUAUGAAACGCAUCGUUGUGCAGUACUCCCAUCAUGCAGUAUCAACACAUCGAUAGUGGGUGCCCAGAAUACUGUAUGUUCCUUCUCUUAAAUAGUAGUUAUUGUACUGUAUCGGUUUUCUUACUAGGGCCUCGUCUUUCUCAUAAUCUAUGGUCAUGGAUAUUAUGAGAUGGUGAAAUUAACUUUUUUUAUAGGGGUGCUCUUGAGUUGAAGUUGUGAGAAGUAGACCUCUUGUCUGGUUCUUGGCUGGCUCUCUUAGUGUCCUUUCCUGUCAUCCCUGCUUUCAUCUCCAAUGAGUGGACACAUUCAGAUAAUGUAAAAAUGUAUUUAAAAACAAUCAGCAGAACAUAAUAAAAACCAUUGAACGACAAACCCAUUAUCCGUUUGCGAAGAAAAUGCAUAUUUCAAGAAAAAUUUUCGCAGUUUCAGGAAACAUAUUUCAAGAAACAUUUUCGCAGUUUAGGAACAAUGGUUUCUACCCACAGUAUGUGUUUGAUGGGAAAUAAUAGUAGCCAUGAACUGUACAUGGUAUUCAAAGUUGUUAAAAAAAUAGUUAUG